AUGUGCAACUCCAACACCUGCGGCCCCAACAACUGCAGCACCCACACCUGCAGCUCCAAGAACUGCGGCCCCAACAACAGCAGAACCCACACCUGCAGCUCUAACAACUGCAGCACCCACAAGUGCAGCCCCCACAACUGCGGCUCAUGCAACUGCAGCCCCAGCAUGUGCAACUCCAACACCUGCGGCCCCAACAACUGCAGCACCCACACCUGCAGCUCCAAGAACUGCGGCCCCAACAACAGCAGAACCCACACCUGCAGCUCUAACAACUGCAGCACCCACAAGUGCAGCCCCCACAACUGCGGCUCAUGCAACUGCAGGCACAACAACUACAGCUCCCACAACUGCAGUCCCAACAACUGCAGCUGA
This is a messenger RNA of Epinephelus fuscoguttatus (brown-marbled grouper), 372 nucleotides long. Its product is annotated as keratin-associated protein 9-7-like. Bases 1 to 372 code for a protein of 123 amino acids. The record is from RefSeq and is a predicted model, not a curated record. Lineage: Eukaryota; Metazoa; Chordata; Actinopteri; Perciformes; Serranidae. The transcript has 2 exons.